This is a messenger RNA of Phytophthora nicotianae INRA-310, 189 nucleotides long. RefSeq lists its product as hypothetical. The coding region runs from base 1 to 189 and encodes 62 amino acids. NCBI's taxonomy places the organism in Eukaryota, Oomycota, Peronosporomycetes, Peronosporales, Peronosporaceae. The transcript has a single exon. The record is from RefSeq and is a predicted model, not a curated record.
AUGUUGGUGUUGACGAAAAACAACGUGGCCAACAUGAAUGCAAUGGUUGUGCUUGACGACUUCGAGCACAUGGUUGCCGUAGGAGAUCAGCAAGUUGCCAGUAUGGUUAUGGUAGUCACGGCACGUGCUCUAUGGCAGAAAGCCGUCAAGAUGUGCAAACUCAAGGAUCAGACUUGGUUAGGUCGAUAG